Molecule: messenger RNA, 1411 nt
Organism: Neltuma alba
Lineage: Eukaryota; Viridiplantae; Streptophyta; Magnoliopsida; Fabales; Fabaceae
Product: F-box protein At1g70590-like
Exons: 4
Coding region: 57-1049 (330 amino acids)
Molecular function (GO): protein binding
Source: RefSeq, a predicted model, not a curated record
ACCUUCAUCUCUGGUUUACUCCGCUGCUACCUACCGCUUCCAUUCCAUCAACGAAGAUGAAGCAGAGAACGCGUCCUUCCAUUAAAGACAGUUCCGUCAGAACUCCUCUCAAAGCAUCAGCUUCUUCUGCUCGCUCCAUUCCCUUCUGCUCGCCGGCGAUGGCAUCGGAACCCGCGACUUCGUCAUCAUAUGUAGCUGAUUUCUCUGCUCUUCCCUACGACAUUUUAGCCAAAAUUGCAGCCUCCUUUAACCUCCCGAACCUUCAAGCGGCGUCGUUGGUAUGUAGGUCUUGGUCGGAGGCGCUUAGGCCGCUGAGGGAGGCGAUUUUGCUGUUGAAGCGGGGAAAGCGAUUCAAGCAUGGCCGGGGAGGUGUUAGUCCUAAUACAGGGAAGGCAUUGGAUUCUUUUAUGAGAGCUGUUGCUCGCGGCUCCACAUUAGCGAUGGUUGAUGCGGGGCUGAUUUAUUGGGAGAUGGGCGAGAGAUCGAAGGCGAUUGCUCUGUAUCAGAAAGCUGCGGAACUUGGAGAACCGGCUGGGCAGUGCAAUUUGGGAAUUUCCUAUUUGCAAGCUGAUCCUCCUAAUAGCAAGGAGGCUUUAAAAUGGUUAUAUAAAGCUUCGUUUCGGGGUAACGCUCGUGCUCAAUACCAACUCGCACUUUGCCUGCAUCGAGGUCAAGGGAUUGAUAGCAAUAUGAAAGAGGCAGCUAAAUGGUAUCUGAAAGCUGCUGAAGGUGGUUUUGUACGUGCUAUGUACAACGUCGGCUUAUGCUACUCCUUUGGGGAAGGUCUGAAUCAUAGUCAUAAACUAGCAAGAAAAUGGAUGAAGCUGGCCGCGGACCAUGGUCAUAGUAAAGCUCAAUUUGAGCAUGGACUUGCUCUCUUUUCUGAGGGAGAGAUGAUGAAAGCUGUAGUGUACUUGGAACUGGCCACUCGUAGGGGCGAACGAGCUGCUGUCCAUGUCAAGAAUGUAAUUCUUCAGCGGCUUUCUGCAACCUCUCGUGAUCAUGUCAUGCAUCUUGCUGAUAGAUGGCGUGCUUUGCCGUCAUUUUGACUGUUGAUUCACGCCUUGAACCGUUAGUGAAUAGAAAAUUGCAUAUCUUAAAUGGUUAUGCUACAUCUAAUGAAUGGCCCAGUCAAUGAAGAUAGCAUAAACAUGGCCAAGGAAAGCAGGAGCUCACUGGGAAGUUUCCUAUGCCAUUUCCCCCACAAAUAUAAUUGGUUAUCUUGUCAAUAGGAAAAGGCAAGCUUACUAGUCAGUAUCCUCUUAGACAAGUACAAAAGGCGCCACCUCUUUUUUGCUCUAGGUACUAACAUUAAUCAAAUAGACAAGAUCACAGACCUUGACAUGGGUAACAGGGCUUUCUUGUCCCCCCUCUUUGAUUUUUUCUAAAUUGUAUUGUUUGGGAGCAGAGU